This is a messenger RNA of Argentina anserina (silverweed cinquefoil), 2022 nucleotides long. RefSeq lists its product as uncharacterized. Gene Ontology annotation, molecular function: molybdate ion transmembrane transporter activity. Gene Ontology annotation, cellular component: membrane. Gene Ontology annotation, biological process: molybdate ion transport. Bases 199 to 1584 code for a protein of 461 amino acids. The transcript has 8 exons. Lineage: Eukaryota; Viridiplantae; Streptophyta; Magnoliopsida; Rosales; Rosaceae. The record is from RefSeq and is a predicted model, not a curated record.
AAGGGGAAGAGAGCAGAGUCAACCAGAGAGAACCAGAGUGUGGAUUGCGGUGUGGGUUAAGCGAAAUCAGAAGCCCCGGGGAAAUCUUGAAACAGGGACAUCUCCCUUUUUCAAUUGAGGCCACCUGAACCUCCACCCCCCCCCCCCCUCCAUUUAGCUUUCACCCAACUCAUUCUCUGUGAUUGUGUGCGAGCCGAUAUGGAGUUGUUCUACUUUCUUCUGUUUGGUGCUCUCUCGGCGGUGGUGGCAGCUCUGGAGCUCAGCAAGCGCAACAAGGAUCGCAUUAGCACCUCCUCUACUUUCGCCACCUUCAAGAACAAUUAUCUCCUCAUUUACUCUCUCAUGAUGGCCGGGGAUUGGUUGCAGGGUCCAUAUGUCUACUACCUGUACAGCACUUAUGGGUUUACAAAGGGGGAUAUUGGCCAACUCUUUAUUGCUGGGUUUGGGUCGUCUAUGUUGUUCGGGACAAUUGUAGGGUCUCUAGCUGACAAACAGGGUCGGAAGAGGGCAUGUGUUACAUACUGCAUAACUUACAUCCUAAGUUGCUUCACCAAGCAUUUUCCUGACUACAAAGUUUUGAUGUUGGGACGCGUACUGGGAGGCAUUGCCACUUCUCUACUUUUUUCAGCUUUCGAGUCUUGGCUCGUUGCAGAACACAAUAAGAGGGGCUUCGAGCAACAAUGGCUUUCACUCACAUUCUCCAAGGCUAUUUUUCUUGGUAACGGUUUAAUUGCCAUUGUAUCCGGGUUGUUGGGGAAUCUUUUGGUAGAUACAAUGGCAUUAGGUCCGGUUGCCCCAUUUGAUGCUGCCGCCUGCAUUUUGGCAAUUGGCAUGGCGAUCAUAUUGGCAACAUGGGGUGAAAACUAUGGAGACUCAUCAGAGAACAAGAACUUGAUGACCCAGUUCAGGGGCGCUGCUAUAGCCAUUGCUUCUGAUGAGAAAAUUGCUUUGCUGGGUGCCAUACAGUCCUUAUUUGAAGGCUCAAUGUAUACCUUUGUGUUUCUUUGGACUCCUGCUUUGAGCCCAAAUGAUGAGGAGAUUCCACAUGGUUUCAUCUUCGCAACAUUCAUGCUAGCGUCAAUGUUGGGGAGCUCUAUUGCAUCUAGAUUGAUGGCCAGCUCAACCCCCAGAGUCGAGAGCUACAUGCAGAUUGUAUUUGGAGUUUCUGCAGCAUCCCUUCUGUGUCCCAUUGUGACAAGUUUCUUGAUUGCACCUUCCAAUGUGAGUGGUGGGGGCAUCUCGUUUGCUGGGUAUUUUCAGAUUUUCGGCUUCUGCACAUUUGAGGCCUGUGUGGGGAUAUUCUGGCCAUCUAUCAUGAAAAUGAGAUCACAAUACAUCCCAGAGGAGGCACGAAGCACCAUCAUGAACUUCUUUCGUAUUCCUCUCAACAUCUUUGUGUGUGUAGUGCUGUACAAUGUAAAUGCAUUUCCCAUUACUAUCAUGUUUGGUAUGUGCUCGAUUUUCCUUGGUACAGCUGCUGUGUUGCAGAGGCGGCUCUUUGUGAUAACUGAUGGCCAUAAGUCAAAAUCACAAGAAUGGAUACCAAUGGAGAGGGACACAGAAGCGGAGCCCUUAGAUGACUAAUUGAUGAUAGUUGCGUACAAAAAAGGGAAAAAAGAACAAUAAAAAACUUUGGUAUUUUUUGAUGCUUGAAACAAGCCGACUUAUUCUAAGUUGAAUUUGGGAGCUGCAUCAUGAUUUUCUCCUUGCUGUUGGAUUGAUGAGGAAGAUACGGUUUGGUGCCGCUACUUCAAAACCGAGUAUAGAGGAUAUUCAGGGGGCAAUCAGCUGGUUGCUAUAACACAGAAUUGAUUAACUAAAGAGUGUAGUUGCUGUGUAGUAUAUAGUUCAUGUACUUCCCCAAUCACUUUUGGACUGGUGUCUGGCAUCAGCAUAGAGUUGUUGUGUGUUAAAAUCUCAUGUCAACAGUGUAAGGAUGCAGCGUCUAAUUCGUUAUUCUGCCCAUAUAAAUCUCUACCUUUUAAGCAAACUUCACCAAAUGUAAUUCGUUAAUUAAAGUUC